AUGCGAACAAGUGUGGACACAAGUUUAAGAAGCAUAAGGGGGAACACAUCGUCUAAUGUUACAAGCAUUCGUACAAGUGUUGAUAAUAUUUUCAAUAGUAUCAAGGGGAACACACCAUCCAAUGUUUCCAGCAUUCGGACAAGAGUGGAUAGCAAUCUCAAAAGCAUCAGGGGAAAUACUUUAUCUAAUGUUUCUAGCAUUCGUACAAGUGUGGAUAGUAAUCUCAAUAGUAUCAAGGGGAACACACCAUCCAAUGUUUCCAGCAUUCGGACAAGAGUGGAUAACAGUCUCAUAAGCAUCAGGGGAAACACCUUAUCUAAUGUUUCUAGCAUUCGUACAAGCGUGGAUAGUAAUCUCAAUAGUAUCAAGGGGAAAACACCAUCCAGUGUUUCCAGCAUUCGGACAAGAGUAAAUAACAGUCUCAUAAGCAUCAGGGGAAAUACUUUAUCUAAUGUUUCUAGCAUUCGUACAAGUGUGGAUAUUAGUCUCAAUAGUAUCAAGGGGAACACAUCAUCCAAUGUUUCUAGCAUUCGUACAAGUGUGGAUAAUAGUAUCAAAUCUUCAAAGUAUUCCCAAUAUUCGUAA
Molecule: messenger RNA, 585 nt
Organism: Vicia faba (fava bean)
Lineage: Eukaryota; Viridiplantae; Streptophyta; Magnoliopsida; Fabales; Fabaceae
Source: the annotation of a GenBank genome assembly